This is a messenger RNA of Verticillium nonalfalfae, 1989 nucleotides long. RefSeq lists its product as uncharacterized. Lineage: Eukaryota; Fungi; Ascomycota; Sordariomycetes; Glomerellales; Plectosphaerellaceae. The transcript is spliced from 6 exons. Gene Ontology annotation, biological process: positive regulation of transcription by RNA polymerase II. Gene Ontology annotation, molecular function: DNA-binding transcription factor activity, RNA polymerase II-specific; zinc ion binding; transcription cis-regulatory region binding. Gene Ontology annotation, cellular component: nucleus. Bases 1 to 1989 code for a protein of 662 amino acids. The record is from RefSeq and is a predicted model, not a curated record.
AUGUUUGGUGGUCGAUCUGAAUCAGAGCAAGGUGCUGCGGGUGGCCAACAACAGCAUUCGCAGUCUCCUCAUGAUAGAAUGAUGCUUUACGCGAAACCCAUACAACCCAAGCCUGUCAAGAGCCGGUCCAGAGCAGGUUGCAAGUACUGCCGAGACAAGCGAAAGAAGUGCUCCGAAGAAAAGCCACGAUGUUCGCGUUGCGUCCAGUUCGGCGUCGAGUGCGUCUACGAGCCCAUCAAGAAGCGCAAGAAGCGCACCACAAAGUUCACGGUCCCUUCGCCCCCGGACGCUGGCAGCACACCAGGUUCCUCCGGUCCCAGCACGGCGCCUUCUGACCCCACCUUGAAUCAGCAGCACCUCCAUCAGGCCUAUUUUGAGCCUGGACAGACACCAGAGGGGCUCGCCUCGUUCCUGGACCCCUGGGCCGGCGGCGACACAUCCAUGUCCGACUCGACGACCGGGACCUCGCCGUCGCUGCUGGGCUAUGAUGAUGCGGCACUCGGCGAGAACACGUACCAGAUUGGCACCUUUGAUGUCGCCGGCGCCAACGUCUGCGGGACGCAGGCUGAAGUCAUACCUUCGCUGGCGUGGAGCCCCCAGAUCGAAGAGGAUCUCCUGCCGUGGCCGUUCCUGGCCGGCCACAUGGACUGGGGAGAGCAUCAGCAACAGCAGCACCAGCAAAUUCUAGCCCCAGCACCACCGGCUCACAUGCCUUGGCUGGCUCCGGCGUCACCAAGGCCUAGGGGGCCGUUCUCGGCCGUGGCCGACCCGACAUCGCAGGCGCUGGACCACAAUGCGCUGGUAGACCAUUUCUGCCACUCGGUUGCUGGAAGUCUGUUACAGGGUGGCGGAAGUGCUGUCGUAGACCAUGUUGGGUCGCUGUGCUUUGGGAGUGCGGUGGUGAGAGAUGCGGCGUGUGCGCUGGCUGGUGCUGACCUGAUACGGACGGGGUUGAGAGACGAUGUUGACCAUGGGUUGUUCCACGAGCAGGCCUUGAUCGGGUUGACCACCUUGACCGAAGUCGAAGAGGACUGGGCAAAGGAGCAGACGCUCGGAGCGAUGCUGUUGCUCGUGUACUACGAGUUGCUUCUUCAGAGAGGCCCAACGAAUUUGAUCAGUCGGCACAUGCAACAAGCUUGGAGGGUUCUCGAAAAAGUCCACGCCUCAGAAAACCCAAGGCUUGUCUUUUUCCGUGAGGCCUUCAGAUACUUUGAUAUCAUCCACGCGCUCUCUUCUGACACCUCGCCCUGCUCUCCGUCCCCGUCAUCGGUUCAUUCUCACAUUUCGGUCCCGGCUGUGGACUCCUCCAUUAGCGCCAUAUCCGGCUUCACAGCCGACCUCUGGCCCAUCCUCCACCGCCUUGCCUCUCUACUCUGUCGACAGAGAGAUCGGAGCCUUUCCAGGGGCCUGCAUGGAUCUUCCGAAGACAAUGAAGCUAGCGACGAGCGAGAGGCGGCUCUUCAUGAGCUAGAGCAGGUUCUCGUCGCAUGGGAACCCGCCCUUCCACCUGGCUACACUCUUGUCAACCGUGUUGUCGAUGGACCAGAGGACGCCCCUGAUAAUGAAGUUGCGCGCAUCCGCGUCAUGACAAGCAAGGCGCUUGCGUGCAAACAGAGCGCCCUCAUAGUGUUGAACCGCGAGCAAAACGCCGAGGCGGUGCAGCGGCAUGCUAGGGCGGCGCUUUGGCACUGUGUCUCGGCGACGGGACCGCAUCUGCCGCCGGGGCGCGGUACGGGCGCCGGGAUGCUUUGGGCUUUGUUCGAGGCAGCAUGCGAAGCCGGAGAUGGCCGAGAUCGUGGCCUCGCGAGGCAGGCUUUCGCGGCAGUCGAGGCAGCGAGAGGUGUGGUCAAUGCUGCAAAGGCCUGGGAGGUGGUUGUGGAAGUCUGGCGAAGGAGGGAUCUGGCGAAGGCAGGUGGGAGGGCCGAUCCUGGGGGUGGCGGAUGGAGAAGAAUCGCCGAAGAGAUGGGGUUCAGCCUGGUAUUUGGAUAG